AUGAAUAUUGUGAUCCCGGACUGUUACACUACCCCUGAUGACAUAACAUCUCAUUACAACACCUGUUUAAAUAGCAUCCUCAAUUCCCUCGCUCCACUCAAAACACGCUCUGUUUCCUUCUCCACAACUGCACCCUGGUACACCCCCCACCUCCGCUCCAUGAAAACCAAAGGCCGCCAACUGGAAAGACUUUACAAGAAAACUGGACUCUCCAUUCACAAAGAAAUGUACAUUAACCACAUUCGCUGCUACAAGGACUCAAUUUCUCACGCAAAAACAGACCACUACUCCGCCCAGAUCAUCUCCAACAAAGGAAACACCAGAUCACUAUUCACUCUCCUCAACAAAUCUCUCCAGCCACCGGACUCCCUCCCUCCCCACCUGUAUUCAACCGACACCUGCAACACCCUAAUGCAGUUUUUUAAUGACAAAAUCUCCAACAUCCAUAAACAACUACACUCAGGUUCUCUUCCCCCUGGACCCCCUUCAAACUCACCUACUCCCCUGCCACACCACCAGCCCUUCUCCAGUUUUCUCCCCAAUGACUCUGAAAUCUAUGAUCUCAUCCAGAAAUCCAAACCCUCAACCUGUCAGCUGGAUCCCCUUCCCACCACACUGCUCAAAUCAUGCCUCCCAUCUGUGCUCCCUCUCAUAUCUGCCAUCAUUCACUCCUCACUCACCACUGGAACUGUUCCCGCAUCCCUCAAGACAGCAGCCAUCACCCCUAUCCUUAAAAAACCUGGCUCUGACCCCAAUAACUUCAACAACCUCCGCCCCAUCUCAAAUCUACCGUUUAUAGCCAAAAUAAUGGAAAAGGUCGUCGCCAGCCAACUUCACACCCACCUAACCCAGAACUCCCUCUAUGACCCCUUCCAAUCUGGUUUCCGCCCCCGCCACAGCACCGAAACCGCACUGCUAAAAAUUACUAACGACCUUCUCACUGCAUCUGACUCUGGUUCACUUUCCAUCCUCAUCCUCCUCGACCUUAGUGCAGCCUUCGACACUAUCUCCCAUCCCAUCCUCCUUCAUAGACUCUCCUCCAUCGGCAUCACCCACACUCCCCUCCGCUGGUUCCACUCUUACCUCUCAGACCGCACACAGUUCAUCCAGCUCAAAUCAUUCAAGUCCGACCCCUCCCCAGUCAGUUCAGGUGUGCCCCAGGGCUCUGUCCUGGGGCCCCUGCUGUUCAUCAUCUACCUCCUCCCCCUUGGUUCCAUCUUCCAUAAAUUCAACAUUCAAUACCACUGCUACGCUGACGACACCCAGCUCUACCUCUCCAGCUCACCAAACUCCACCCUCCCACCCACCUCCCUCAUCACCUGCCUAUCUGAAAUUAAAUCCUGGUUCACCUCCAACUUUCUCCAAUUAAACAGUCAGAAAACAGAAAUUCUUCUUGUAGGUUCCAAAUCCACCCUAUCCAAAGUUGACAGUCUCUCCCUUCCCAUCGACAGUUCCUCAGUUUCCCCCUCCCCUCAGGUCAAGAGUCUGGGUGUCGUCCUUGACAGUUCUCUUUCUUUUAAAUCCCACAUCAGCCUUACCACUCGCACUGCCUAUUUCCACCUCCGCCACAUCAAUCGUCUCCGCCCCUCCCUCUCCCCCAACACCACCUCCAUCCUCGUCCACAGUCUCAUCACCUCCCGUCUGGAUUACUGCAACUCCCUCCUCUUCGGUCUCCCUUACACGUCUCUCCAUAAACUUCAACUGGUCCACAACUCCACUGCCCGUAUCAUCACCAAAACCCCUUCGUCCCACCACAUCACCCCCAUCCUUCAGCAGCUUCACUGGCUCCCGGUCCCUCUACGAAUCCAGUUCAAAAUUCUCCUGUAUACCUUCAAAGCCAUCCACAACCUCGCCCCUCCUUACCUAUCUGACCUCCUCCACAUCGCCACUCCAGCACGCCACCUCCGUUCCUCUUCCUCUCUCCACCUCUCUGUGCCCCCUGUUCACCUCAGCACUAUGGGGGGCAGAGCUUUCAGUCGCUCUGCCCCCCGACUCUGGAACUCUUUACCAUCAUACAUCCGCAACAUAGACUCCCUCCCCCUCUUCAAGUCCAAACUCAAAACACACCUGUUUAAACUGGCCUAUCCCUCCCACCACCCCUAA
Molecule: messenger RNA, 2103 nt
Organism: Xyrichtys novacula (pearly razorfish)
Lineage: Eukaryota; Metazoa; Chordata; Actinopteri; Labriformes; Labridae
Source: the annotation of a GenBank genome assembly